Molecule: messenger RNA, 1176 nt
Organism: Dicrocoelium dendriticum
Lineage: Eukaryota; Metazoa; Platyhelminthes; Trematoda; Plagiorchiida; Dicrocoeliidae
Source: the annotation of a GenBank genome assembly
CAAAGACACUUGUACUAAUUCGGCGCCCUUUCACCUGUUUUUCUCAGUCACGUUCGCUAUCGCUCAGAAGAAUGCCUAAGCCUAACGUUGGGAUAAACGGUUUUGGUCGGAUUGGUCGUUUGGUAUUGCGGGCGGCGGUAGACCAUGGUCUGGUUGAAGUUACGGCUGUGAAUGACCCAUUUAUUGAUUUGGAGUACAUGAAGUACAUGUUCAAGUAUGAUUCCACUCACGGCACUGUUCCGUAUGAUGUUUGCGUCUCAAAUGGGAAGUUAAUGGUAAAAGGCAUGCCAAUUGCGGUUUACAACGAAAAAGACCCAAACAACAUCCCCUGGUCUAAAACUGGCGCUGAGUACAUCGUAGAGUCGACUGGUGUCUUUACCACGACCGAUAAGGCCAAGGCUCAUCUCACAGGCGGUGCCAAAAAGGUCAUAAUAUCUGCCCCGUCAGCUGAUGCUCCAAUGUUUGUUGUCGGUGUGAACCAUCGUACUUACAAGAAAGACAUGAAUGUAGUUUCCAACGCCUCAUGCACAACUAACUGCUUAGCUCCUCUGGCUCUGGUGGUUCACGAAAAGUUUGGCAUUGCUGAAGGACUUAUGACAACUGUUCACGCUUACACCGCCACUCAGAAGACUGUUGAUGGUCCAUCCAACAAGGCUUGGCGUGAUGGUCGCGGCGCACACCAGAAUAUUAUUCCGGCUUCCACAGGCGCUGCAAAGGCCGUCGGUAAAGUCAUUCCCGAAUUAAAUGGAAAGCUGACGGGUAUGGCUUUCCGUGUUCCCACUCCUGAUGUCUCUGUCGUUGAUCUAACUUGCAAAUUAUCAAAACCUGCCAAGUACAGCGAAAUAAAGGAAGCAAUCAAACAGGCGUCCGAAGGGCCUUUGAAGAACAUCCUUGGUUACACCGAGGAUUUGGUUGUCAGCAUGGACUUCCGUGGCACUUCGCUAUCUUCUAUUUUCGAUGCCGAAGCUGGCAUUCAGCUAAACGAUACUUUCGUGAAAUUAAUCGCCUGGUACGACAACGAAUAUGGGUACAGCUGCCGAGUUGUAGAUUUGAUUGCGCACAUGUACUCAGUCGACCAUUCUUGAAUUUAGUUACCGAUAGCUCUUCAGCAUUUUGUCUCCAUGUAAACGAUUGUUUAAUCAUGUUUCCAGCUUAAUAAAUUGUCUGUCAAGCUCC